GACCCAAUCCACCGAGCAAAUUCAAGCGGGCGCACAACGCCGAGCGAUUCGGCCCCGGGAGGACCGAAUUAGAUUCCGUCGGAGGCAAGGAAAAGGGGAAAGUGGAGGAAGACGAAGGCGACGCUAAUCAAGGCGCUCGCGGGCUCACCCGUGCUCCAUCUUGCCGACGUCGCAGUGGUCGACCUCCCCGCCGCAGACCGCGUCGACCUCGGCGGCGUCGUUGUCGCUGAGGAAGUGCCCUCCCCCAUCUUCGAAGGCGGCGGUUGGGACGGAGAGGAGCAGGUGGAACGGAUGGCGUUAGCAAAGUUAACAGAAAUGCUACAAAUCUCAACGUUGUGAUCUUUCCAUGGUAUAUAGCAAAGAAACGAUCUUUUAAUGGUACAUUGCCAAACAUGCAAUCUUUUGAUGGUAUGCAUCCAAUUUUCCCCUUAAUCAAAGGCAAACCCCAGAGGCAACCAACGCCGAGUAGAACAAGACAGACAAGCAAGCGCAACCUCCGCCUCCGCCUCGCCGCCGGCGAUGGAGCGGCCGCCACCUCCUUCUCCGGCGAGCCCCGCUGUCGCCGUCCGCGCACUCUCCCGCACUCCCCCGCAAACCCCUCAGAACCCCUCCUCUGCCCGCACUCCCCCGCAAACCCAUCAGAACCCCUCCUCUGCGCCUUCCACGGGUCCGGCCGCCGCCGCCGCCUCCCACGACGGCGUCGUCGCUGUCGGCUUCGUGGGCGGCGCGGGGACAGCCCGCCUCGCGGACCAGAUCCUCGACGCCCACGUCUUCUCCCCGGGCGGCUCGGCUGGGGGCCUCGCUGGGAGCGUCAGGUACCACCGCGACGGCGACAAGAGGAUGGUCUUCCUGCACCUCACGCCGAUGGAGGCGGGAGGAAUUGGCGGCGGCGGGGACAUGCCGGAGAUGCUCUUCAUGUUCUCAGUCUGCCACAUAAUUAUAUUUCUGCAAGAAGGCUUCAGAUUUAACACACAAACCUUAAAGAAGUUCCGAUUGUUGCAAUCUUCAAAGCAUGCUUUCGCUCCAUUUGUGAAGUCACUGGUAGCAGCUGCAAUGCCUGCCAAAACUGUUACAUCUGACACCCCAACACGAGCAACCCACAGGGCUUCCUCCAUAUCCCCUCCAGCACGUCGUGGAGGUCACUCUGGUCGCCAGUCCUCAGCCAUCUCACUUAUGUCCGGAACCACUUCAAAUCCUUCUGUGUUGCCAGGCCAAUGUGUUCCUGUAUUGCUCUUUGUCUUUGAGGAUGAUGCAGUUGAUGUUUCAAGUGCUGCCACAAGUUCAGAUGAUAUGGGUGACCCAUUUUCAUCAAAUCAGGGUUCUACCUCUGAUGGAUUAUUGAAACAAAGCUCAGCUUCAAAAGGUUCUGGUUCCGUGGUUAUGCUUGCCCGGGCAGCAAACAAAUCUGAGAGUAGUUCAGGCAAAAAAUUGCAUUCCUCAUUAGAGGGACAGAUUCGUGUCUUGCUCAAGAAGUGUAGGGUACUUGCUGGCAUGGAGCCGGGACAUAUUGGCCCGAGGGGUGUUCGAGAAAAAAAUAUUGGCCCGAGGGGUCUAAGUAACAUGAGUUAUCAUAUACCCUUGUUCUCACUUGAUACCUCGAGGGUUGUUGCACUGUUGGAACGGUCUAUCAAUAAGAAACAGGAGCCAUUAGACGUCAUUGCUGGAUUGUUUGAAGAUUCCAUGAGCUGCAAAUCACCACUGGAUAUUCCUUCACUGGAAAACAACUACCACCCAACAAACCAUGAUGACUUUCAGUUAAUCAAGGACUUCAUAUUUCGGCAAUCUGAUGCCCUGAGAGGGAGAGGGGGAUAUUCAAGCAAUGCAACUGCCGGGUCUGUUGCUGGUGUCGGUAUGGUGGCUGCUGCUGCUGCAGCAGCAGCAGUGUCAGCUGCUUCUGGGAAGCCAGUUAAUGUUCCUGAUCUCCCUAGUUUUGAUAAAUGGCUGUCCAUAAGUACUUCUAUCCUCACUGCACUGCUUAGUGGAAAAAAUUCACUGAGUGGUUUGUCUGAAAGCAAGACACAUACAAGUCCUAGUGAGAAAAAUGAACAACUCCCUGCUGGAGGAUCUAAUGCUAUUGACAUCACAUUAUCUUGCUUGGAAAGCAAUAAUGGGCUGAACAUGAAAUUUUCUUCAUCAUGGUGCGAAAGAGUGCUUCCAGCUGCUAAGGAAUUGUACCUAAAAGGUUUACCUGCCUUUUACACCACCAGCAUGCAUGAAGUACAGCUACAGAAGGCAUUGCGAUCCUUUUGCUCAAUGGUUAAAGGACCAGCAGUCAGGUUAUUCUCAAAGAAGCUGGAAGAUGAGUGCCGGACAAUAUGGGAAUCUGGUAGGCAGCAAUGUGAUGCUGUUAGUCUAACUGGCAGACCAUGCAUGCACCGGAGGCAUGUCAAUUUCUCUUCAUCAGAUGCAGUAGAGCAACAUUCUAGUGGAUAUGUCUUCCUUCAUGCGUGUGCCUGUGGCCGUUCACGUCGCCUUAGAGAAGAUCCUUUUGACUUUCAGACAGCAAAUGUGUCUUUUAAUUGUUUCUCUAACUGCGAAGAUCUACUACCUACGCUUGUGCUUCCGAGAGGUCAUGAUGCUGGCUCGUUUUCAGUAUCCUCUUGGCGGUUGGUGCGACUAGGAGGAGCGAGAUAUUACAAGCCAACAAAAGGGUUGCUCCAAAGUGGCUUUAGCCCCAAAGAGAGGUAUCUUCUAAGGUGGAUGAUAUCUGUUGGUAAGGGGCAAGCGAGAAAUGGCAAUCGUUCUAAUACUGUUACUUCAUCCACAAGAUCUAGUAUGAACCCUCAGACUCCUCCAGUAGUCGCUGGUGAAGUAAAAUCUGCCGUAACCCAAGUUACACCACAAAUUAAAUCUACAAAGCUUGAAAAUGCUGUAAAACAACCUGAAAUGGAAUCAAUGAGCAACUCUGGUAUUAAUUUUGGUAAAGGUCUUCCAAAUUUUACUAUGAAAAAGCCUUUUGCUGAAGUUGUUGCUGGCACCACUGCAAAAGAUUCUGAGUUUCCCACUCUUCAAAAAACGAGGCCACCAAAACCUGGUGUUCGAAAAGAUGAGCGACAAAUGAAUAUAGCAGACCAGACUAAUGGCCGAGGUCAUGUGGCUCUCAGCCAAGUGAGUCUAGCUGAAAGCGAACCUGUGAAAGCGAGCAGAAACCAGAGCAGUGAAAGUGCUGAUGUGAAGCCCUUUUUACAGAUAGGGAGCAAUAUAGUACCAGUGAGUGUUGGAAAUGAAUCCAGAGAAACUAAUCAACCAGUACAACAGUUCAUUGUGUAUGUUGGAUUUGAGCACGAGUGUCCCUAUGGGCACCGUUUCUUACUGUCAGAGAAGCAUAUGACGGAGAUUGAUUCUUCCUGUUUGCAGUAUCAAAGAUCACAUGUAAACAAAGAAGCAGAAAGCAAGCAUGCACAGAAGUUGCUCCUAAAAUCUUCCGGCUUGACAGCAUAUACAGUGGACAUAAACAAUGGACGGAAAAACAGUAAGCCACUGGAAUCAUCAGGGAGAAACAGCCAGCAGCAAUCAAUGCAGCCGAGGGUUGAUGCACAGACCUCACAGCCUUCUCCUUGGUUUUCAGAUCUGCAGAAUGACAAAAGGGAGGAGCAUUAUUUUCGAAACAUUGCAGUUGAUGAUGGUGGAGAAGCAUUUUCACUCAUGAACAGAAACUUGCCAAUUUAUAUGCACUGUCCACAUUGUAAGAUGUCAGAAAGGAAGGAGCAUCAAGAUGUAAAGUUUGCUGGUGCUGUGUCGCAACUUCAACGGAUUUUUAUUGUGACUCCUGAUUUCCCGGUCCUGUUGGCAAGCUGCCCACUUGUACAGUUUGAGGGGUCAUGUUUACCAUCGAAUGUCUCUGAUCAUGAGCGAGAAGGAUUAUUCAGUAUUGGGUGUCAAGUUAUCCUCCCACCUGAGAGCUUUCUUACUAUGAGGCUUCCGUUUGUCUAUGGUGUUGAGACAAAAGAGGGAAGUACAUUUGCCCUCAAACACUUUGAGCAACAACCAGAGCUCACAGCGUGGCUGGUUGGAGGCACAGCUUUGCAAAUUGUAUCGAUUGGGAACGCCACUGAGAAAGAAACCAUUAUGAAGUGAUAGACAUGAUAUCUAAAGCUUAGUGGUUCGGCCGUAUCCUAUUCGCAUGCAGUGAUAUGAUAUGCCAUAGGAUGGUUAGUUUUGCUUCUACUCCUGGACCUGUGCUGCCAAGCUUGGUGCUGCCAAGCUGUCAAUACAACUCUAGCUUUCUUUCCUGCUCCAUGCAUUAGGAGAUGGUGGCUUCGUUGAUAACUACAUGAAUGAUGUACUAUAGAUGCAUGCAGAGAGACUGACACAGGAGUUUAUGGCAGGCAUGGAAAAAAGAUGGCUCAAAAAAGUGAGAUGAUGACCGAAAAAGCAAGGUUUUGCUUGAAUAUGGAGGAGGUUCCAGGACAGGUUGGCAGCAGCCGCUUCUGGUAGACCGGGGACUGGACUGGAGAAUGUUGAAGGUGGAAGGAAACGCAUGGACAACUCCUGUUUGACAAGUGUAAAGGCAGGCACGAAAAGGUGAAGACGGGAUCACAGUCGAGCCGAGCCGAGCCUCUCUGUCUGUGUGUAUGUUGAUGAUGCAUCAAGGUCUGCCUUUUGUUUUUUCACCUGCAAAACGGGCGUUUCCACGUGAUGUGAAUCAUUCCAGAAUGGGUGUUGGAAGCGUGACACGUUGGUGAACUAAUGCACGCAGCCUGGCUGCAAAAGUUUCUUUCUUGCGUGAUAC
Messenger RNA from Panicum virgatum (switchgrass), 4732 nucleotides. RefSeq lists its product as uncharacterized. Bases 520 to 4077 code for a protein of 1185 amino acids. The record is from RefSeq and is a predicted model, not a curated record. NCBI's taxonomy places the organism in Eukaryota, Viridiplantae, Streptophyta, Magnoliopsida, Poales, Poaceae. Gene Ontology annotation, biological process: nuclear-transcribed mRNA catabolic process, nonsense-mediated decay. The transcript is spliced from 6 exons.